Messenger RNA from Gymnodraco acuticeps, 4864 nucleotides. Its product is annotated as BTB/POZ domain-containing protein kctd15. Gene Ontology annotation, biological process: protein homooligomerization. NCBI's taxonomy places the organism in Eukaryota, Metazoa, Chordata, Actinopteri, Perciformes, Bathydraconidae. The record is from RefSeq and is a predicted model, not a curated record. Bases 857 to 1651 code for a protein of 264 amino acids. The transcript is spliced from 5 exons. Gene Ontology annotation, molecular function: protein binding.
GCGCAUUUGGCUGCGGGCAGGUUGUGAGGGCGCUUUCUGCAGCAGCAUGCAUGUCCAUAGACGUCAUUUGAUUUUAAUGGCCUGCAGGAAAUUUGGUGUUACAACUCCAGACAUUAAGGCGAGAGAGGGAGAGAGGGAGAGACAGAGGGGGGAAAUCACCGCGUGAAAGAUAUUGGUUCAAGGAUAUCUCUUCAUUUUCAACAUAUUUUUCUACUGGGACUUUAUCAACAAGUUACUGCGCCUUGUAUUGCAUGCCGCCUGAGUGAAGGACUAUGGCUUUAAACUUUAGAUCCAGGCCGGAGAUGGAGAUGGAAAUGUAUGCCUACUAGCUGGAACUGCCUGGGGAACUAUUACAUCAGACGAAAUGACAAUGAUUAAAAUCAGCAUUUUGCUGCUCUAAAUCCAUUGAGCGACAGUUGCCUGUUCGGUUUCCAACCCCCUACAACUUCACACCGUUAAGGGAACCCGUCUACUUUAGCUGGGGUAAAAAUUAGAAGUUAUUAUAUCUUUGCAGUCAUAAUUUCGGGAAUAAGGAGGGGGUAUAUCACGUUUUUUCUUCCUUGAGAAAAUUGCCUGGGUGAGAGAGUGGAGUUGAGCUAAUUGUAGCCUAAUCCCUGGCCCAGAGGCACUUGGGCUGCCCGGAGCAAGAUCUUUCUUUUUCAGCUCUGCUCUGUUAUUUAGAGACGGAUUAUUGGCUUUCUUCUUCUCAUAACAAACCACAGGGGCAGUUUCAUUUAGGCAACAAAAAGCAAGAACAAGAAGAAGCCGAAAAAACGAAGCAGGAAUCCAACAAGAGCGCACAAUUUUACGCGUAUCCAAAAUAAGAGCACAGAAGAGGAAGGAGAUCAUCUCAUCUAUGUACAAGGAGGGAAGAAGCAUGUCUCGGCUGUCUCUGACCCGGUCCCCGGUCUCUCCUCUGGCCUCGCAGGGGAUCCCUCUGCCGGCUCAGCUGACCAAAUCAAACGCCCCGGUGCACAUCGAUGUCGGGGGACACAUGUACACCAGCAGCCUGGCGACCCUCACCAAGUACCCAGACUCCAGAAUCAGUCGUCUGUUCAAUGGCACGGAGCCCAUCGUGUUGGACAGCUUGAAGCAGCACUACUUCAUAGAUCGGGACGGAGAGAUAUUCCGCUACAUCCUCAGUUUCCUCAGGACCAGCAAACUGCUCCUUCCAGAUGACUUCAAGGACUUCCACCUGCUGUACGAAGAGGCGCGUUACUACCAGCUGAUGCCCAUGAUCAAGGAGCUGGAGCGCUGGAAGCAGGACCGAGAGCAGCGGAGGACGAUGCAGCCGUGCGACUGCCUGGUGGUGCGAGUGACCCCCGACCUGGGAGAGAGGAUCGCUCUGAGCGGGGAGAAGGUGCUCAUCGAGGAGAUCUUCCCCGAGACCGGAGACGUCAUGUGUAACUCUGUGAACGCCGGCUGGAACCAGGACCCCACACACGUCAUCCGAUUCCCCCUCAACGGAUACUGCAGGCUCAACUCCGUGCAGGUCCUGGAGCGUCUCUUCCAGAAGGGUUUCAGCGUGUCGGCGUCUUGUGGAGGCGGCGUUGAUUCUUCCCAGUUCAGCGAGUAUGUGUUGUGUCGCGAGGACCGACGAAGCCUCUCAAUGAACACGUCCAUCAGGAUAAAACAGGAGCCCCUGGACUAGAGCAUCCUGGGAAAAGGGACUGUCAACCCUACCAAUACUCCCUCCAUCUUCUCACACCACCUUCCCUCCCCUCACCCUCCAACAGGACACUCACCGCCCCCCCCCCCCCCCAACAUACCUAAGUAUUAGCAGAGGCUUGUUAACCUCGCGUCUCUGCAGAACUCUGAGGGGAAUGUAGUACCAAACAAAGGAAAGAAAGCAGCAGCAAGAGUUUUUGAUUAUGUUUAAACAACUCCCAAAGAGACUGUGAUGAAAACAAAUGGACUCGACAGCAGCUCACUUGAACAAUUUAUAGCACCGUGACUGGUUCCCUCAUGAAUAAGGUAUCCUGACCCUUUUUGGACUGAGAAAACUCCAAGAAUCCCAACACACACACCUACUCCAACUUUGUCUGGCCUGCUGUGGGACAUAAAGCUUUGGCAGACAGGACGCUGGUAAUGAUAACAGGAAGAGGACAUAAUCCCAUAAUUUCUCGUGUCCCCCAAAAGGCCCCAAAUCCCCCCAAGACCCUCGACCCCCCCACCCCUACAGGCUUUGCUACAGACGGCGUCGCCUCGCCGAAAGCAGCAUCGUUUGCCAAACUGAUUGUUUAUUACAAUUUUCAUUGUUGUUUCUAAAGUAUGUUCUUCUUGCUCCUUUUGCUGUUCUUAUCAUGACAUGGUGUAAACCAUUAUUAUUAAUAGGAUUAUUUUUAAUGUUUUUUCCUUUCUCCAAUAUGAAGGAUGUAUGAACGUUGUAUUCAUUAGGCUUUGAGAGCUUGUGAGGGAGCGUUUCUUGGCAGUAGAGGCAGAAACUCAGAUGUCUGCAGGCUAUGUGGCUAAAGCGAUCUGGCUGGCAAUGCAUUCAGAGCCGGGAAAAGUCCCAUUGUUCAAACGAGGGAAGGAAGAGAACCUGGAUCUUUCAAAAUUGUUUAUAGUCAAAUGUGUAACACACAUAAAACGUGCUCUGGAAUUUCUGCUUAUUAGCUCUAAAACAUAUCUCGGGUCUCUGAUCGGAUUCUUUCUCACGGGCACGAAACAUUUGCUUUUAUUCAGCAGAAGUUUACGUCCAUUUGAAAUGUUGAACAAGCUCUAAGUGUAUUCCAGUUUGAUGAGGGAGAAUGUUAAAGACUUGAGGACCAACGUGGACGGUAGCCAGUAUGUCUCGUGAUCAGCAAGAGAUGUACUCUAAAUGUUUCUUUGCACUUAAACAUUUCCCAGCCAACACUAGAUGAGCCCCGUGAAGUCAGGCUGUUCAAAAACACGUUCCAACAGAAUGAAAAGGUACCAAAGGAGACGAGGUGCAGAUUUUGUUGAUUGUAAAAACAUAAUGGCAUCAUCUCUUUUAGCAGUUUAUAGCCAAAUACACAAUGCAUUAUACAAAAAAUACCAACAUGUGUUCCUCCAGGCCUCUGGUUUUGUUGAGAAUAGCUCGCAGCGCAAAGUUUGAGAGCCAAAGUCUCUUGUUUGUUUCAAUAUUGUCACUUCUAAGCCAAGAUUAUUUUCUCUGGUUUGUCACAUGUUCGUACGGCAGAACCCAAAGUAAACUCCCAGCAUCAGCGUCUCUCACAAAGAGGCGAGUGGGCGGCAUUUACUCUAUCCUGCUCUCAUUCUUUUGGUCUUAUUCUCAACAUGUCUGGAUCAAAGACAGAAAACAAGAAAGGCCAAGUUGUCCAUGCUUUGUAUUUGUGUGUAACUCACAGAUGCUGUUUCUUCCAAUCCAAAAGACUGAUAUAUAAAAAAAAAAAAGUCCAUUCUGAUCUUUGUGAGCUCUGAGCUAAACUGGGGUUGCUUUUUAUUUAGGUAGGUUUUUGGACCGUGUUGUGCUAAUAUCUGCUCUGGAUGGUUUGAUUAAAUAAGGCCAGUGAUUGGUGGAAGAUGAGCUGGGUGUUAGUGCAGAAAUCCACUCCUCCCCGGGGGUCUCGCUCACAAUCAAGCCCAUCUUUGUUCUGACCUGCCAGUGGCCUGCGCCUUUGCAUCCAGUCGCCUCAAAGGGAAUGGUCAACAGGGCCUUUCAUGUUUCAGAGGCAUGUUGGGCUCUUCACAGCGACCGCCUCCCCGAAGGCUCGCAGCGGUGCCAGUAGAAACUCGGCUCUCACCCCCUGCUGUGGUGUCAUCCCCAUGCCCUGCUUUCUGUAAAAAAUCGCCCUCCUACUCCGCGGCUCACUGAACCACACGGCAACACACAAACUGAUGAGUCAAAUCUGGGGAGAAGUUACUGUACGGGAUCUUUGACCCAGUUGGGUGUCAUCAAAAACUCAGAAUCAGAGUUAAACCAGACUAGUUCAAUCUGAGAAGAAGUUACCGUACAGCUGCUGAUCCUGGGACCUUUGACCCAGUUUGGUGUGAAAAACUCAGCGAAAACUAAGAAUCAGAGUUGAAUUUAAACCAAACAUCUGCAGGAAUUACCCUUUUUUUUUUAGGGAGGAAGUAAAAAAGGCUUGUUUUCUCACUGAUGUUGAAAUUGCAAAUCACAAAAUUGGCGUUUAAUCCGUUUGCCGAUGAGCUCUCCAAAAGCUCUCAGUGAAAUUUGAUCAGAAGUUGCCGAUCCCCAGAUCUUUGAGCCAGUGUGGAGAACUCAGCGAAAACUAAGAAUCAGAGUUGAGAUUAAACCAAACAUCUGGGAGGAAGGAAAAAAGGCAUGUUUUCUCACUGACGUUGCAAUGAGAAGUCACAAAUGGACGUCUAACAGAUUUUAAGGGGUGCACAUUAGAAUAAAACAUAAAUGGCUGCAGAUAAAGUGAGAAAAGGAACAGAAAAUGCAGUUUUUGGAGUUUGUCAUUCUGUGCAAUAACCAAACCUUUUGACUCAAUGACAGGUUCGUUACAAAGCUAAGAGAACUUCAUAUUGUUCACACGUUUUCGAUGAAGUGCUGGUCAGUGUUUCAGCCACUUUACAUGGCAUUCACUCCACCUCUGAGGCGGGUCAGUUGUACAGUUAUUGUAUAUUGAAUUAUCAGGACUCUGGGUUUUAAACGGGACCCUCGUGUUUUUAAGAGACCUCUAAGUCCUCGUCACAAAAAAAAAAGAAGAAUGGAAAUAAUUCAAAAGCAUUACAUUGUGUACAUAUGGAUUCAAACAUUUCAAAGGGUAUAAUAAGGUGCAAAUGUAUAUUAUUUAAAGUGUUUAAAACAAUUAGACUGUGGUAUUAAAGGGCAUGUGUUCAUUUACAGUGUCUCCAUUUGACUUUUCUUGCAUAUUUGCGAUAAUAAAAGGAUGUACUGAUGUAUAACUGA